GCCCCUCGGGGACCUCCGGGGGUCCCGUGGAUCCACCGCGGGAGCCUCCGACUUCGCCUGCUCCGCGGUGCCAGAGAUUCCUGUGCAGCAGCCAGAGCAGCGGGACUCCUCCCCUCCGCUCAGAAACCCGGAGCACGUAGCAACAACCGAGCCAAUGUGCUCCGCCGCGAUCCGUCCUACCGACCGCGGUGCCUGGCAACAAGGGGGGAAGACGUGAUGACGUCCCCUCCAGAUUGCGUUAUUAUGGGAUGUGCGAAAUUAAACAACCCGAAGAGGACACGAGGGAAGCCCCCCAAAUAAUAAAAGCGACAGAAAUAAGCGCGGUGCAUGGUGGACCAUGGAGCUCUCGGCGGUCGGUGAGAGCGUCUUCGCGGCCGAGUCCAUCAUUAAACGGAGGAUCAGACGGGGUCGUUGGGAAUAUCUCGUGAAAUGGAAGGGCUGGUCUCAGAAGUACAGCACCUGGGAGCCGGAGGAAAACAUUCUGGACGCACGACUCUUCGCUGCCUUCGAGGAGAGAGAGCGCGAGAGGGAGCUUUUCGGACCGAAGAAGAGGGGACCCAAACCCGAGACGUUUCUCUUGAAGGCCAAAGCCAAAGAAAAGGCGUAUGAAUUUAGAAGAGAGGCUCCCAGAGGGAUCCAGGUUUCCUAUCCCAGCCCGGAGCCUGUCAUAACACCCAGGGCCCGGGAGGGUUUACGCGCCGUGGUUCCCACAAUCUUCCCACCGAGCACGGUCAACAGAGGAGAGAGUGUCCACGUCCGACCACCCGAGCCCGAGAGGAGGCCCAGACCGACUCCACCGGCUGCCCUGACACUCCACGAGUCGGGCCGGUUCCCCAAAAAGAGGGGGCGCAAACCGAAGCUGCAUUUACAUUAUGACAAAGAUAAUAGCGGCGGCUCGGCAGAGCCGGACACCAAGCGGAGCAGGCUGGCGGAGGAGCCCGACUCACACGGCCUGUCCCAAAUGGCCAGACCGCUGCACCACCACGGAGAGACGUCGGACCGCAGCCUCCUCCAGCUGACCAGGAGGUUCCAGGAGAAGACCACGAUCACGCCCAGACCCAGCAGCGAGCAGAGACACGCGGGGGGCGCAGGCUUAUCCUUCUACACCUGCGCGUUCAGUCCAGACGCGCGGCAAAGCGACCAGAGGGGACACAGGACUGGCUGCGCGCAGGGCAGCAUGUCUGUCCUGAAGCACCGGGUGAAGGAGUUCGGCCGACCCGCUGACCUCUCCACCCCGACCGUGUCCACGCGCGAUUCAUCCGCGCCACCGGCCUCGUCGUGCUGGACCCCCAGCUUCACCAGCCUGGACACCGUGACCGUGACAGACGUCACCACGAACCUGUUGACCGUCACCAUCCGGGAGAGCAGCACGGACCAAGGCUUCUUCAGAGAUACACGAUGAGUGUGUGCGCUGGAUGUUUAGGGUCAGGGGAGGAUAAUAUAUGUCGAAAUAAUUGUUAUAACAAGCUUCUAACUAACAAACCUACUAUAUCACUAUAUAUAUUUUUUUUCUAUGUAACUUUCAAACGUGUAGAUGCAGAUAUUCAAUAUACGCUGCUGAAAAAAAUAAAUAGGGAAAGUGACAUUGCGCGUUCAAUGUUGUUUUUUUUGUGGCUUUUAAUAUCUUUGCUGUCAUCUUGUUACUCAGAUUGUCCAUAAACACAAUGGGGAGUUUUAGACUUUUUUCCCCCUUAAAACUGUGCAACAUUGUUAGUUUGACAACCUUAUCCAGCUAUGUUGGGUAUACACUGUUCUCCAAAUACGAAACGUAAGUUUAUUUUCCAGUCAGGGGAUUGGAUAAUUUUCCCCCCCAUUGACCCAUACACAUUAUUAGGAAUAUUUGGAGGCAACAGGACCAUGUCAAAUAAUCGAAAUCAUCAGGGCUCGUGUAGAGUCAGUGAUAUGCUGAGUACAGAAAAAUGAAACUCCCAACUUCAUGAACGUCUAAAUAAAUGUGGUGUGCGUUUCACAAAGUAUUGUUCUCUCUAUAAGACAAAUUCCUAAUUUAAUAACACAUAUUUAGACUGCGGUUUAUAUAUUUUGUAAUCGCUUUACUGUUGUACUGGGUUUUUUGUGUCACUUUCACAAAAAAAAAAUAUAAUUAUGUCUCAUUAUACCUGCUUAACCAGUUUCGCGUUUGUAUGAAUUAUUCUAACAAAUAUUUUUGGGGGAAAGAAUUGAAUGCAUGUGAGUGAUGGAAAUAUAUAUAAAACAUUUCCUCGAUAUUCUGUCGAA
Molecule: messenger RNA, 2235 nt
Organism: Scophthalmus maximus (turbot)
Lineage: Eukaryota; Metazoa; Chordata; Actinopteri; Pleuronectiformes; Scophthalmidae
Gene: cbx8a
Product: chromobox homolog 8a (Pc class homolog, Drosophila)
Exons: 5
Coding region: 338-1402 (354 amino acids)
Source: RefSeq, a predicted model, not a curated record